Messenger RNA from Papaver somniferum (opium poppy), 3207 nucleotides. Its product is annotated as histone deacetylase 18-like. Gene Ontology annotation, biological process: chromatin organization. Gene Ontology annotation, molecular function: histone deacetylase activity. Gene Ontology annotation, cellular component: histone deacetylase complex. The record is from RefSeq and is a predicted model, not a curated record. The transcript has 10 exons. Lineage: Eukaryota; Viridiplantae; Streptophyta; Magnoliopsida; Ranunculales; Papaveraceae. Bases 241 to 2862 code for a protein of 873 amino acids.
CUCUCCACUACUAAAAAGAAUCAAUAAACUACCAGGAGUCUUCUUUGCACGGAGGAGGAUUAUUAACUUGAACCAUCGAAGGUAGAAGUUGAAAAACAAAAAAACAAGAAAGAGAUCCGGAGACCUACUUUCCCUCCAAAACCCCACUAUUUUCCUACAGUAUAUUCUUUUCACAUUUAUUAUCAUCUUCUUCACGCUUUUCUUUUUCUCCUUUGUCUCUUCGAUACCAGUCUCUUUCUAAUGGAGAUUCACUCACGGACCAAUGCAGUCCGUCCACGUGUCGGGUUACUGUAUGAUGAGAGGAUGUGUGAACAUGCAAAACCCCCAGAAGACACCGAACAUCAUCCUGAGAUCCCUAAUCGGAUCAAAGCUAUUUGGUCUAGGCUUGAAUCUGCUAAUAUCCCUCAAAGAUGUUUGGUAAUGAAAGCUAAAGAAGCUGAAGACAAGUACAUUGGAUUAGUUCAUGAACAGAAAUAUAUUGAUUUGAUAAAGAGUUUAAGGUCUAAGACCGAUUCUCAGAGGAAAGUCAUUGCUGAGGACUUCAAUUCAAUAUAUUUUAAUGAAGGAUCUUCACAGUCUGCUUAUCUUGCUGCUGGUGGUGCUAUUGAGGUUGCUGAGAAGGUUGCGAAAGGGAAAUUGGAUUCGGCUGUUGCUAUUGUUAGACCUCCUGGCCAUCAUGCAGAGGCUGAUGAAGCAUUGGGGUUUUGUAUUUUUAACAAUGUGGCUAUUGCAGCAAAUGUUCUUGUGAAUGAAAAACCAGAAUUGGGUAUUAAGAAGAUAUUGAUUGUUGAUUGGGAUGUCCAUCAUGGUAAUGGCACUCAAAAUAUGUUCUGGGAAGAUCCUCGUGUGUUGGUCUUCAACGUUCAUAGGCACGACUUUGGGGAAUUUUUUCCAGCUGGGGACGAUGGUUCUCAUGUUAUGAUAGGAGAAGGAUCAGGUACAGGGUAUAAUGUAAAUGUCCCGUGGGAGCAAGGAGAGUGUGGUGACGCUGAUUACUUUGCUGUCUGGGAUCAUGUAUUGAUUCCAAUUACCAAGGCUUUUAAUCCAGACAUCAUUCUAAUUUCGGCUGGAUUCGAUGCAGCUGCUGGUGAUACCCUAGGGGGUUGUUUUGUUACACCAAAUGGAUAUUCUGUUAUGUUAAAGAAGUUAAUGGCAUUUGCCAGUGGAAGAAUUGUGAUGGCCUUGGAGGGAGGAUACCAUUUAAAAUCCUUGUCAAAGUCUGUCCUUGCCUGUGUUGAAGCUUUACUCGAGGACAGACCUAUCACUGGCUCUUCUAAGUCUGAUGCCUCCCCAUUGGAGUCGACGUGGCGUGUGAUAGAAUCGGUUCGUAAAGAAUUGAGCAAAUACUGGCCGAUGCUUAGUGGUGAAUUGCCAAAUACUACCCAGAGCCAGAGGAUAUCUUUAAUUGAGGAACUACAAUCUGCAAACCGGUUUACCACUGACACCCAUGCAACUCCACCAUCUGUCAAAGUUUGUAACAGCAUAACUAUUUCGACCUCUCAAGCUGCUCCCUUAUGUAAAGAAACCGAUAAGCCUAAUACCUUUACAAACCUGCAAAUAAAGAGAAAGUCAAUUAGUUUCACUGAGAUAAAGACUCUAGAAAUGGAUGGAAGCGAAGAUGUUGAAUCCAGUGGUGGAGAUCGUGCUUGGAAGAUAUUAUCCCAAAAGCUUUGGGAUAGUGAAAACAGCGUCAAGGCUCUGAAAGAAGAUUUAAGGAAGGAACAGGAAAAGGUUAAAUGGUUAGAGAAAAGUAAUUUUGAUCUGAAAACUGAAAAAGAAAUAUCUUUGAAAGAAGUCGAAUCCCUCAAAAAAGAAUCUGCCAUCUACAUUGAGCAAGCUAAAGGAAUGAAAAAGCAGAUUUGUAGUCAGAACCAUGUGAUCAAUCAGCACAACGACAAAAUGAUGCAGCUGAAAGAAAAUAACAGCGCUCAGCAGCUAUUGCUUUCUUUUAUAUGCUCAGCUCUUGAAAUGCGAAUCACUGCUGAGCAACAAAGGUGUAACAUAUUGGAAAAAAAACUAUUAUUUGCUGACAAACAAGUUGCAAGUGACAUGCCCACAACAACCCCAGCUGGCGAUGUUUGCACAUAUAUCUCAACUCCACAAGCUAUCCUGCUAGAAAAACAACUCCAGUUUGAAACUGUUGAAGUUCUCGUCCCUGUCGGCAUUCUUAUGUCUACAAUGUCUUCCAAGUUUUUGCGAAGUCCCUCAACAAAGAGAAAAUGCAUUUCUGAUUGCGAGGAAAUUACUCCAGAAGAUGAUGGUCCAGAAAAGAAACGUUGCAAGACCAGUAACAAUGAAAACCUCAUCACUGUUCUUGUAGAAGAUUUGAAGAGGGAACAAGAAAAAGUUUUAAAUCUGGGGAAGACUGUUGCUGCUGAAUCAUCAUUGAAGGAUCUAGCUCUGAAAGAAGUAGAGUUACUCAAAGUGGAAUCAGGCAACUAUACUAGGGACGUCGUAAACCUGCAAAAUCAAAUAUCUAAGCUGAAGGGUGUGAUAAAUCAGACAGAGGCUGAAGUGUCGAAGCUAAAGAUAGAAAUCGUUAAUUCCCAAAAGGAACAGAAAUUAGUUUCCUCGCUUAAAAAGCAAAACCUGUCUGAGCAGAAAAAGUGCAAAGAAUUGGAGCAAAAAUGUUCCCGCGCUGAAGAGAUAUUUGAUGAGUACCAAAGUGAUUGUCUGCGAUUCCAGAGUAGGAUGGAAACUGUGUUUAGGAAAGACGAAACAACAGAGCAGAAGGAGAGGACGGUAAAAAAAGUAUUGAAAGGGGUAAGGCUGAGAUUGGAUAACAGGAGGGGGAAAACUAGGAGGAAAAGGAAAUGUAUGCAGCGACGAAAGCCAGAGGACAAGAACAUGGUGGAAGAGUGAGAAGAAUGACUGGUGAAGAGAUGGUUACGUAAGGGAGAUCCAACGAGUAGACAAAUUUUAGAUAUACAGAAGAGAAUUUAGAAACCAAGCACCGGAUAGGGGCUCAAACAUAUAUUACAGCAUUUUUUUUUUUUUGACGAAAAGGUUGAAGAAGGGUUCGGACAUUGAUGUUAAAAUCUUGCAACCAGAACAGGUAAACAACAGUCAACCUGGAAGAUUUUUGUUAUUUUGUAAAUGAAUUUUGAAAAUUCAAAUUUUUUGUACCGUCAUCUACAUGAAAGGUGAUGAAAUUUUUUUCCAAUCUAUUCUGCUAAAACCAACUUCUAUGGUGAAUCUUGAGUUCUA